Molecule: messenger RNA, 1011 nt
Organism: Guyanagaster necrorhizus
Lineage: Eukaryota; Fungi; Basidiomycota; Agaricomycetes; Agaricales; Physalacriaceae
Exons: 7
Coding region: 1-1011 (336 amino acids)
Source: RefSeq, a predicted model, not a curated record
AUGGUUGACUCUCUGUCGCCCGAAAAUGCACAAUAUGUUCUUGCAGUCUUCGAAGUGUUUCUAUACGGUUUCUCCGUGCUUGGAUUUAUGAUCACAAUUUGGACUCUGCUCCGAGGAAAACCAUGGUCUCAGGUCAACAAGCUUGUCCUCUUCUUUGCUGUGUUUCUUUUCGCUUUCCAAACCAUGUACACUGUCGUCGGCAUCCGGCGCAGGUAUGAUGGUUUUGUUAGACUUACAGAUUCGUACCCUGGCGGUCCCAGCGCAUUCUUUGAAAACGUCACCACAACGGCCGUCUUACUGAGGAACAUUGCAUGGGAUCUUCAAGUUGCUCUCGGUGAUGCCAUCGUGAUAUGGCGUGCCUAUGUUUUUUGGCAAACGCCCUGGAUUGUCGUUCCUCCAAUUGUAAUUUGGAUUGGAUUCAUAGUCGCAGCCGUUGGGGAGCUUCUUUCUAUGAGAGACACCGAGCCAUCUCUUGAGGGUCUCUUUGCUCCAAGCGUACAAGCAUGGUCCACGGCAGCAUUAUCAUUGACUAUGUCUUGCAAUAUACUGUCGACUUUCCUCCUGGCCUAUCGUCUCUGGAAAUUGGAGAACGAGUCGGGGGGAUCACGGAUGAGUAUAACCAUGUUGAAACCUCUCCUGGUUGUCAUGUUGGACACCGGGUUGCUGUACAGCGUCUGGGUUUUUGUCGCCUUCAUCACCGAUAUAUUGGGUUCCAGGUUCGAAUACGUUUUCGACAACUCCCUGCCUUCAAUCAUUUCUAUUGUGUUCUUCACAGUUCUUCUUCGUAUUGCUUGGAUGCAAAAUUUGCGACCAAGGAAAGGCAUAGCUGAUUCACAAUACGGAGGGGGGACGGCCACUUUGUCUACCUUUUCUCCACGGGAGAGAAGCUCACUCGAGAUGCGUUCUCCGCCGGUUCAUAUUCGGAUCGGCCGUCUCACAGACCGCUGUGAUACCGAGCAUUCCAGUACCGAUACGCAUAAAGAGGAUACAGAAAUGUUCCAAGAUGUCUAA